Quercus lobata is the source of this 2758-nucleotide messenger RNA. Its product is annotated as zinc finger CCCH domain-containing protein 1-like. Gene Ontology annotation, biological process: snoRNA splicing. The transcript is spliced from 6 exons. The coding region runs from base 357 to 1331 and encodes 324 amino acids. Gene Ontology annotation, molecular function: metal ion binding. Lineage: Eukaryota; Viridiplantae; Streptophyta; Magnoliopsida; Fagales; Fagaceae. The record is from RefSeq and is a predicted model, not a curated record. Gene Ontology annotation, cellular component: U2-type spliceosomal complex.
GAACGUACGAAAACUACGCCGUUUUGGCUCAAACGACGUGGUUUUUCUCUCUCUCAGGUCUUCUACGGUUUACUCUGUCUUUGCUGAAGGUUCUCGGUCUCUUUGUCAGUUGUCACCACUCACCGUUGCGGCAUUGCCGGUUUGAUUUCAAUCCUUCAGUCCACUCACCACUAAUUAUAGAGAAAUUAAAUUUAUAAAAAUUUAAUAGAUUAUGCUCUCUCUCUCUCUCUCUCUGCUGAACGGUCAAACCGCCAUGGCCGUCCGUACUUCUGAGCUCCAUCUAGAACCUUCCCAACAUUCAUAAAAGCUAAAGCCUUGCCGUAAUAAACCACUUAUUUCCAUUCCAGAAGUCCUUAAUGUCAGAUUCGGGUGAAAAUCAACAGCCUGAACAAGUCUGCAACUUUUUCAGAAAGCCGUCAAGGAAUAAAAACAUCAGAAAACGAACAGUUGAUGAAGAUGAAAAAGAGGAUGCAAAAACAGAAGGCUCAUUCUUACACAGUCAGAAGAAAACCAUAAAACCCGACAAUAAGCUAUUUUUUUCUACUGGAUCCUCUAAGAACAAAAUGUCUACUGAAGCAAAAGAAGAAUCUGAGAAGCCAAUUUUUCAGUUCGAGUCUUCAAAGGAAAUUCAAGUUGAACAUGAUAGCAGAGCAACAGCAACUCUAGAAACUGAGACCGAGUUCUCAAGAGAUGCUCGUGCAUUGCGUGAGAGAUCUCUUAAGCAAGCAGAGGAGGCUUUGAAGGGGAGAGGAAAAAGCUCUGGGGAUGAAAAGUUGUAUAAAGGCAUUCAUGGAUAUACCGAUUACAAGGCUGGUUUCCGAAGAGAGCAAACAUUUGCUAGUGAGAAAGCUGGUGGGGCACAUGGGCCUUUGAGGGCUUCUGCUCACAUACGAGUUUCUGCGAGAUUUGAUUAUCAACCGGACAUAUGUAAGGAUUACAAAGAGACUGGUUACUGUGGGUAUGGAGAUUCCUGUAAGUUUAUGCAUGAUCGAGGGGAUUACAAGUUUGGAUGGCAAAUGGAGAAGGAGUGGGAUGAAGCAGAGAAAGCAAGGAAGAGAAAUCUAGCUUUGGGAUUAGAUGAUGAGGAUGAUGGCGGUGUAGAUCCUGGUGAGGAAGAUGACAAUGAUGAUUCGUUGUCCUUUGCAUGUUUCAUUUGCAGGCAGCCUUUUGUCGAUGCUGUUGUAACCAAGUGCAAGCAUUAUUUCUGUGAGCAUUGCGCAUUAAAGCAUCAUGCGAAGAACAAGAAAUGCUUUGUUUGCAACAAACCUACUCUUGGCAUUUUCAAUUCAGCUCAUGAGAUACGCAAAAGGAUUGCUGCAGAGGGUAAAUAAUGGUUGCUCGGAUGUUUGUCGUGCUCUUUGGUUUGUAACUUAUUGGAAUGAAUAUUUGUAUUUUUGUUUUUGCUUUUGUUAGCAUUUGAAAGAGGAAGUUUCCUUAUCAGUCUCUCUUUUUCCCGGAAAAUUGUAAACUGUCUGGGGAAAUUCUCUUUAAAUAGAGAUCUUACUAAAGGAAAGUAAUUUAAGUAUGGAGUAAUAUUGUAGGCUUCUACAGAAUUUAAUUAGUAUUGGGUAUCCAAGAAAGCAAAUAGAUUUGCUCAGUUUAAGCCUAUUUGGAACAAUUUUGAUGAACAACCAGCUAUGGGAUAUGUUUAUGAUGGCAUGUAUAGAGCAAUUGAUGGAAUAAAAAAAUUUCAAGGACAAGAAGAAAUUUUUGGAGCCCUAUGUUAAAUUAUCAAGGAUCGUUGGGAUACUCAAUUCUAUAGAGAUAUUCAUGCUGUAGCUUAUUGGUUGAAUCUUGCAUUCCAAUAUGAUCUAUCCACUCUUGAUAAGAGGCUAGAGACACAAUCUGCUGUGACAGAUGUUAUUGAAUCAAAAGUUUCCAAUGGUCGACUCAAGUUGGUGGAGUAAUUAAAGCUAUUUCGAGAGCAUGAGCAAACUUUUGGAACUCAAGUUGCACUAGAAACAGCCAAGACAUCUCAACCAAUAUAUGGAACUUAGAUGAGUGGUGGAAGUUGUUUGGGUCUUAUGCUCCAAACUUACAAAAAUUGGCAAUUCAGAUCCUUAGCCAAACAACUGCCUCUUCAGGAUGUGAGCAGAAUUGGAGUGUUUUUUAUUAAGUACAUACCAAAAGGAAAAAUAAAUUGGAGCAUCAACAACUUAAUGAUCUUUCUUAUAGAUCUUGUUCAAUUAUUCAAGUACUACUCUUACAUUCUUUUAUUGUAAUACUUGGUUGGUUCGAAUUAUUCAAAUGUUCAUUUUACAGUAUAGUGUCAAAAGUAAGAAGUUCAAUUUUGAUCCUAUUGAUUAUGCAAGUAUCGAUAAAACAGGAUUUUGGGUAGUGGAAGAAGAGGAACCUCCACUUCUUGAUUAUGUGCAAUAAGAGAAUACAUUAUACGCAGAAGGAGCUUAUCCAAUUGAAGAAAGGUCUUCUAGCUAUGCACAAGGAGAUAUGAACAAUAACAUGAUUGCGGAUGAUGACAUUGAUUUGGGAUCAUUUGGUGUUAAGAUGAUACUCUUGGAUUUAAAGGUAGAAAUCAUCCUAAUGAAGAUGACGUUGAAGAUGAAGAAGAUGAGGGAUGAGGAUGAUGAUGAUGGCGGUGGUGGAGCAUUUGGAUCACAUGAUGACACUAAUUUCAAAUAUCUUUAUAACAAAUGAGACUUGUGUUGAUAUCCAAUGAACCUUAAAACUUGAUAGUUCUUUGUUUGAAACUUAUUUGUUAUUUGGAUGUAAUGAACAUAUUUAUUUGGUUCUGUUGAAA